CAUCAGAGUGACCUCAGCAAUCAAUUACCAGCACGUGACUGUGACUGACAAGCAGAGCAUGGGGCCUUGGGCUUUGGCAAUUCUGACCGUUCCCGUGUAUUUCACAGUAACGGAGGGCAGUAAACGAUUCUUUGGUCUAGAAAAUGAAGCUUUAAUUGUGAGAUGCCCCAAAAGAGGAGGCUCCCUUUACCCUGUGGAGUGGUAUUACUCAAACACAAACGAAAGUAUUCCUACUCAAAGAAGAAAUCAGGUCUUUGUCUCAAGAGAUCGUCUGAAGUUUCUACCAGCCAGAGUGGAUGACUCUGGGAUUUACAGUUGCAUUAUCAGAAGUCCAAACUUGAAUAAGACUGGAUAUGUGAAUGUCACCAUACAUAAAAGGCCCCCAGGCUGUAGCAUUCCUGAUUAUUUGAUGUACUCAACAGUACAUGGAUCAGACAAGAAUUCCAAGAUAACUUGUCCAACAAUUGACCUCUACAAUUGGACAGCACCUGUGCAGUGGUUUAAGAACUGCAAAGCUCUUCAGGCACCGAGGUUCAGGGCACACAGGGAAUACCUGUUCAUUGACGAUGUGGGCCCCGACGAUGAAGGCGAUUACACGUGCAAAUUCACACACACAGAGAACGGAACCGGUUACCAUGUGUCUGCAAGCAGAUCAUUCACAGUUGAAGAAAAAGGCUUUUCUAUCUUUCCAGUAAUCACAGCCCCUUCAAAAAAUGAGACAUUUGAUGUCGAAAUAGGAAAAACCGUAACUAUCACCUGUGUAGCCUGCUUUGGCAAAGGCUCCCAGAUCUUGACUGCUGUCCUGUGGCAGAUUAACAAAAGGAACAUUGGAAAUUUUAAUGAACCAAGAAUUCAAGAAGAGGAAGGUCAAAAUCAUAGUUCCAGCAACGACAUGGGCUGUUUAACCUCCGUGUUAAGGAUAACUGGAGUGACAGACAAGGACUUGUCCCAGCAAUAUGACUGUAUGGCCCUGAACUUUCAUGGCAGCACAAGGCACCCCAUAAGACUGAGAAAGAAACAGCCAAUUGAUCGUCGAAGCACCUACCACUUAGUUGUGGGAUGCAGUACGUUGCUAAUGCUUGUCAGUGUCUUGGUGAUAGUUUUAAAAGUGUUCUGGAUUGAGGUUGCUCUCUGCUGGAGAGACAUAGUGACACCUUACAAAACUCAGAAUGAUGGCAAGCUCUAUGACGCUUAUGUCAUUUAUCCACGGGGCUUCUGGGGCAGCUCAGCAGGAGCCAGCUCUGUAGAGUUCUUUGUUCAUCAUACUCUGCCCGACGUUCUGGAGAAUAAAUGUGGCUACAAGUUGUGCAUUUAUGGGAGAGACCUGCUGCCUGGACAAGACGCGGCCACCGUGGUGGAAAGCAGCAUCCAGAAGAGCAGGCGGCACAUGUUUAUCCUGGCCCCUCACAUGAUGCACAGCAAGGAGUUUGCCUAUGAACAGGAGGUUGCCCUGCACAGCGCCCUCAUCCAGAACAACUCCAAGGUGAUUCUUAUUGAGAUGCAGCCUGUGGGUGAGGCAAGCCGGCUGCAGGUUGAGGACCUUCAGGAUUCUCUCCAGCACCUUGUGAAAAUGCAAGGGACCAUCAAAUGGAGGGAAGACCACGUGGCCAACAAGGAGUCGCUAAGCUCCAAAUUCUGGAAGCAUGUGAGGUACCAAAUGCCAGUGCCUCGCAGACCCCCCAGGAUGGCACCUGUUGCGGAUCCUUUGACUGGUAAAGCAUGCCUGGACCUGCAACACCUUUGAAUUAUGGACCUGACUGCCCAGAGAUGAGUGUGUCCCAGCAGCAGGCACCACAGUGGAAGUGUGAAGACUUGAGAUGUCAAGGGCAGCAGCCCCAGGUCCCAGCUAACA
This is a messenger RNA of Acomys russatus (golden spiny mouse), 1852 nucleotides long. Its product is annotated as interleukin-1 receptor-like 1. NCBI's taxonomy places the organism in Eukaryota, Metazoa, Chordata, Mammalia, Rodentia, Muridae. The transcript has 10 exons. The record is from RefSeq and is a predicted model, not a curated record. Bases 59 to 1744 code for a protein of 561 amino acids. Gene Ontology annotation, biological process: signal transduction. Gene Ontology annotation, molecular function: interleukin-33 binding; interleukin-33 receptor activity; interleukin-1 receptor activity.